GAAUCUCCACCGCCGAUUAGCGCGGCUGGCUAUAUGUACGGCGCGAAAGAAAUUCAACACGCAUACGUACUUACAACCGGGCGACCUGUGCCAUCGCAAGUCCGCGGCGCUACCCCAUGACACCAGGCGCAACAACAACAACAACGCGGGAAACACGGUAAACAACAACAACGACGCGCAGAGGCGGGCGGGCGGGCGGGCAGGCGGGCGUACGGACGCUCCUCUCUCUCCGUCUCGAGCCUCUGCGGCGCGGCUGACCAGGAGUGAGCCCGACUGCUCUCCAGACCUCGCGCAAACGCAACCGAGGAGAAGGAGGAAAGAGGAAGGAGCUACCGGCGCGCGGAGCGAAACGUCGCGUGUCGUGCCGCUGCCCGGCAGGGAAGGAAACGCCCCGGGGAGAACCGCGUUGCUUUCGUUCCUACCGCGGGGGUCAGACGGAGCUCAGCUGGACUACUGCCGCUGGUUCUGCCCAAGGCUGACCGCUUGGAUUGCUGCGCACCGUCGCUCCACCUCCUCCUCCACAUCGUCGUCCUCGCCGUCCUCGCCCCGUGAACGCGGCGCCCGGCGCGGUCCGACCGUCCGGCCACGAUGGAGGCCUUCCCCACCGGCCGGUUCGUCGCAGUAGUGGCGGUGGCGAUGGCGGCUCUGCUGUGCGAGCGUCACCACCCCCUCGCCGUGACCCUGCCUCUUGACCCCCAAAUCAUGAAAGAGGUUAAGCAGCCUCCGUCCAUCACCCGGCAGUCGCCGGUGGAUUACAUCGUGGACCCACGGGACAACAUCGUGGUGGAGUGCGAGGGCCAAGGCAACCCAACGCCCAAGUUUCAGUGGCGCAAGGACGGGCGGCGGUUUGACCCGGACGACGACCCCUACGUGAGCUGGCACGAGGGCUCGGGCACCAUCACCAUCGACAUGGUGGCGGCCGGCAUCGCCGAGGCCUACGAGGGCAUCUACCAGUGCUCGGCGGAGAACGAGGGCGGCACGGCGCUCUCUGAGAACAUCACCGUGCGGCUAUCACGUGCCCCCCUGUGGCCCCGUGAGAACCUGGAGCCUGUCGUGGCGAUGGAGGGCUCCUCCGCCGUACUGCCCUGCAACCCGCCCGAUGGGCUUCCCCCUCCCAUCAUCUUCUGGAUGGACGGUUCCAUGGAGAGGGUCCCGCAGGACUCGCGCGUGUCGCAGGGCCUCAACGGCAACCUGUACUUCGCCAACGUGCUCCCGACGGACGGCAAGGACGACUACGUGUGCUACGCGCGCUUCACGCACACGCAGACCAUCCAGCAGAAGCAGCCGCUCAAGCUGAUCGUCAGGCCGAAACGUCCGUCGAAGAGCCGCCCGUCGUUCCUGGAACCUGCGGGCACAACGAGCAGCAAGCUGGUGCUCCGCGGAGACACACUGCUGCUGGAGUGCAUCGCACAGGGCCUCCCCACGCCGGAGCUCCAGUGGAGCAAGCUGGGCGGGGAGAUAACGCGGGAUCGCGUCACCUUCGACAACUUCAACAAGACGCUGUCGAUCCACGACGUGUCGGAGGCCGACAGCGGCAGCUAUCAGUGCCGCGCCACGAACAGCGAGGGCAAAGCGCUGCACACCGUCACGGUCACCGUGGAAGCGAAGCCGUACUGGAUCCCUCCGGUCCCGGAGAGCCGCGUCUACUCCCCGCGGGACAACGCGCAGCUCGUGUGCCGCGCGCACGGAACCCCGAAACCGCUCAUCCGCUGGCUCAUCAACGGCGCUCCCAUUGAAGAGUCCCCCGCGGACCCGGGGCGCCGCGUGGACGGCGACACGGUGAUGCUGAACGAGCUGGGCGUGGGCGGAAGCGCCGUCUACCAGUGCGAGGCCUCCAACCGGCACGGCACCAUCCUCGCCAACGCCUACGUCAGCGUGCUGGCCGUGCCCCCACGGAUGCUGACGGAGCCGGACAGGCUGUACAUGACGAGAGAAAAGCAGGUCGUGUACAUCGAGUGCAAGGUGUUUGCGUCGCCACGCCCCAACAUCCUGUGGUUUAAGGGCGUGGAGGGUAGCCAGCUGCAGGGCGCACGCUACCGCACCUUCGAGAACGGCACGCUGCGCAUCUCGGACGUGCGGCGCACGGACGCCGGCACCUACACGUGCGUCGCGAGCAACGACCUGCGCUCCAACCAGGUCCAGGCGCGCCUCUCCGUCAAAGAGGCGACGCAGAUCUCGGGCCUCCCGAAAACGCUGAGCGCUCGCAAGGGCAGCGACGUGCGCUUGGAGUGCGUCGUGCGGCACGACCCCAGCCUGGAGGUCACCGUGUUGUGGCGCCGCAACGGCGCCGUGCUGCCCUACGAGAGCAGGUAUCGGGUGAAUGGUUCGAUCCUCGUCAUCGCGAGCGUGCGGGAGGCGGACGAGGCGAGGUUCACGUGCACCGCGACGACGGGCACCGACUCCGACUCCGCGGGCACCUCCCUCCGCGUCCUGGACCGACCAGACGCCCCGACCGACCUCCGUCUGAGUGAGCGUCAGGACCGCAGCGUUCAUCUGGAGUGGGCCAAGGGGAGCAGCCACAACUCCCCAAUUACAGAAUUCCUCGUGGAGUUUGAGGACGAGCGGUUCGACCCGGGCACGUGGAAGGAGCUGACUCGCGUCAGCGGCAACCGCAGCUCGGCGGAGCUGCGUCUCUCGCCGUACAUGGACUACCGCUUCCGCGUGACGGCGGCCAACGAGGUGGGAGAGAGCCCGCCCAGCGUCCCCUCCGAGUCCCACACCACCGGUCCAGCCGCGCCGGACAUGAACCCGACGGGAGUGAAGGGCGAGGGCACGCAGCCCAACAACAUGAUCAUCUCCUGGACGCCGCUGUCGGGCGCCGACAGCAACGGCCCGGGGCUGCACUACCUCGUCGGGUGGCGCGUGCGCGGCGCGGGCGGCGACGGCGACGGCGGCGGCGCGUGGACCGACACGCUGGUGAUGGAAGCGGCACGCUACGCCGUGCAGCACACGCCCACCUUCACCGCGUACGAGCUGCGCGUGCGCGCCGUCAACGACGCCGGCGAGGGUCCCGAGCCUCGCGUCGUCAUCGGAUACUCCGGCGAGGACUCUCCCUUGGAGGCACCGGGCAAAGUGGACGUCGAGGUCCUGAACAGCACAUUUGUCCGCGUGUCUUGGGAGCCGGUGACAGAGGCCUCCGUGCGUGGCCACCUUAAGGGCUACAAGGUGUUCUACUGGAAGGUGCGAGAGCUCCUAGGCCACCCCACUCAGGAGCAGCAGCAGCAGCAGCGGCGCCGGCGGCGCCGGCGGCGUUCUGACCGCCGCUUCCUGGUGUUCGCGCCCGACCGGCGGCACGGCGUCGUACCGGGACUCGAGCCGUUCAGCUCCUACGAGCUGGACGUGCGCGUGUCAAACGGGCGCAGCGACGGGCCGCCCAGCCCCGCACGCUCCUUCCAGACGCCCGAGGGCCUUCCGUCCAAGCCCGAGUUCCUGCGCAUUCAGAGCAUCACGUUCAACUCGGCCACGCUCGUGUGGGCCCCCCCUCUGCAGCCGCACGGUGUCAUCACCGGCUACGUGCUGCACUACCAGAGCAUCAACGGCAGCGGCCCGGAGCUGGGACCGCCGGCGCGCGUGGAGCUGACGCGGCCCAACGUGACGUCGCACACGCUGGACGGGCUCCGGCGCAACACACGCUACCGCUUCGGCGUGAGCGCGCGUACCCGCGCCGGCGAGGGCGGCACCGCCGACGAGGAGGGAUCCACCGACCUCGACGUGGCUCCGGCCUGGAUGGACCCCGUUGUGGCCGGCGUGGGCGAGAAUUUUGUAAACCUGAGUCUCGCGGCCGCCCCCGGCGGACGGUCGGCCGACGUGCGUUACAUUGAGUACGCGCCAGCCGAGAGCGACGGCGGCUGGGUUAGAGUCCUGGUAUCUCCCGGGCAGAUGUUCGCCGUGAUCUCGGGCCUCGAGCCCGGCACCGCGUACCGCCUGCGCUGCUCGGUCGAUACGACGCCCGGCGGCGUUAGUUACGGCGGCGAGGUGCCCGUUGAGACGAUGAGCACAGCAGAGGUGGCGAGCGCGCAGCUGACGAUCGCCACGGAGGGCUGGUUCAUCGGCAUCAUGUGCGCCGUGGCGCUGCUCGUGCUGGUGCUGCUCGUCGUGUGCUUCGUGCGACGCAGCAAGGGCGGCAAGUACCCGGUGAAAGAGCGAGAGUGCGCCUACCCGGACCCUGAGAAUCAGCAAAUGAGAGAGAACAUCUUUGCCGAGUGCAGAAUACGGAGACGCGACAACGAAAACAAACCACUGCAGGGUGGCUCGUCCGGGAGCAGCGACAGCGUGCGCUCCGGGGGGCGCCACGGCGCCGGCGCCAGCGAUGCCGACACCCAGGUGCCCUUCAACGAGGACGGCUCCUUCAUCGGGAAGUACGCGACGGCGACCGAGACCGCGGCUGCCGCGGCGACAACGGCGGUGGCGGCCAACGGAGGAGGCGGACGACGAGAGAACGGACACGCGCGGACGCGGAGAGGCUCGGAGGCCGACGACGCCUGCUGAAGCCGUCGCGGCAAGGGGGGGGUCAGGGACCGACGGAGGGAGAUAAAAACACACGGAACGCAAACAUAGAGAUAUGUAAAACACGAAUAUAACUUAAAGCGAGUCCACCGUGCCGUGCGGGUGGGUCGUGGUUAACAGAUGAGAGUUGGCAAAAUUGCAUUUGGGUAACGAAGAUAAGACCGUGACGGUAAUAAAUUCGGUACGAUCACAAGGGGCAACUGACGCCGCACUAGGCCUCGGCAAGGUAAUGUAAUUUACCCUUUUUACCAAGGGGUAAGGUAAAGGUAGCGCGAAGUAUUACCAGGUAAACACCUUGUUUACUGCUCACUGAAAGCACCGUGGCGCAGUCCGUGGCCUCCAUUUUAAAUUGGAAUCAUCGAGAGUAUUCUUUAUGAAUAAAGCGCUCUACCUAGCAUUUACCUGUUAUAAACCUCGUUCAUGUGUAGUACCCCAGUAAUUGCCCUGUAAACGGGUAUUUUGUAUGGGGUAAGGGUAAAAGGUGGGGUAAAGGUAGGCUCGUUGUUUUGACCUUUUAGCUUACCUUGCCGAGGCCUACGCCGCACGUAGGCGUACGUACGCACGUGUGUGCGCGUGUGCAAGCACGUGAUUGGUAACCACACACGCCAGCGAGGGCCAUCGUAUUAUUCUCAUGAUUUAUAAGGCGCUAAUUUUUCCCUACUUUAUUUUAAAGCAAAAGUUGGGAGUGCAUCUUGUAACCUGGUCGGUGUGUGUGUGUUUGACCAGAUUUGCACAACUUUAUUGACAACCGGGCGUACGUUUUGUGGGGUGCGUCUAUUACUUAACGGAGCAUCUUAUAAUCAAGAGAAUAUGUUAAUUCAACUUAAAAGAGUGUUUUUUGGCUUAUGCUUUGACGUCGUCGCGUAUCCAGCAGUUUGGGGGUCACGUUUGAGGUCGCCCGUCUCACUGCUGAGCUUUAUGGCACCCGCGGAAAGUUUUAUGACCGCCAAGUGCUUCAGUUUGUUUUUUUACUUUCAGUAUCGAGUCGACGUAUUCAUUCGCAUUCAUGUUAUUAUCAUUGCUGUUAUUGUUGCUGUUGUUUUUCAACGUUUGGAGUCUUGAGCGCUGCACGCACGGUCGAGAGAGCGAAUUUACGCGAGAGUUCGCUUUUGUUUUGAAAUCGUUAAUGUUUACAGCGGUUUUUUGGGGGGGGGGCUUUAGUCGCACCCCCAUAAAGUUGCAAUGGCUCAUGGGUAAGUGAAAGAAUUAUGGGAAACUGAGAGAUGUUUGGAGGAAAAAAAAUUGGCUAGGGUAGGGACUUUUAAAAUUGUGAGAAAGAUUUAAAGAAAACAUUUUAUUUUUGCGUCUGUAUAAAAACCGCAACUAGCAUGGGAGUCGCCGCUACCUGGUUGAGAUUUUAAAUUAGCGGUAACAUUACAUGUUUUUCCAAAGCUAGUGGAGGUUUAAAAGGACUCGCGUCAUCAGCGUUAAAAAGGGUGUUCACUGUUGCUGAAACAAACGGGGGGGGGGGGGGGGAACAAGAUUCUAACAAUCCCAUUUGCAGGCCGAAUCCAAGUGUGGCAAAACCAGGCCAUGAAAUUAGAAAUUCCAAGUGCUUGAGCCUCCCACGGGGAAUUGUCUCAGCGGGUUUACCCAUCAUCAGGCGCAUCCAAGUGUAUCGCAUCGUAAGCCACCGACGACGCUUGAAUGGGAAGUGAUGGUGAAACGCGGAAAGACGGAUCAUGGGGUGUAACGAGGACAUGGGCGGUUUGCAACUGGCAGCGUUUGCACCCCAUGAGUUUGUGUUCUCAUCUUUUCCUCCUUCGCCUCCCUCCUUUUCCACAGCCCAGUCCUGUGGCGAGACUCUCGCUAAUUAAAUUCCUCGUUUCACAUCGCUCGCGGUGCCCCAUGCCAUAGUGUGAUGGUUAGCACACUACACUGGCAAUGCAGAGAUCGCCGAUUCAACUCGGCAGGCGAAACAACGGGGCAAAUUUCUUACAUCCUCUGCCUCCCCCUCCCCACAUCCCUGCCUCCUGCGCCCAACCAGAAUUAUAUGAAUGGGUGCACCACAGUUGGUCAAUCGGCAGGUGGCAUGUGCUGGGGGUAAAAAUAUGGGCACUCCUACCUCUUCCAAGAUGUCUGGCCUGCGUGGAAGAGUAGGCCAAAGUGCAGUUUCGAGGCAGCGCUAAUGAUUAAAUGGGUGCGAGGUUUUUUGCUGUUGUUCAAAUGGCUAUUUGGUUGUGCACCACUGCCGUUGCACAUUGCAAUCAACAACUUGGUAAUGUUGCUUCUGAACCUGGGAUUCAAUUCAAGCAAUGGGCACGGGGCUGCCUGCCUGCCUGCCUGGAUGUAACGUUCAUCAAUUAACACAUUCUUAACACAUUCACUCCCGUUCGUUUCACCUCAGCAGAGUGCCUGCUUUUUUAAUUUGACAGCAUUCAAAUGUAAACGAGAAAGAAUAAGUAUUCGUUUUAAGCGAUUUUUUUUUAAUUGUGCGCACAGAUGUCCACGCAGCCUCACAUCAGGUUUCAUCACAAGUUAGAUCGUCACAGAGCCCCGUUUCACGCCGCUGCUGGAUGAAGGCCUCCCCAUGCUGCGUCAGUCGCGGCGGUUGUCAGACCAAACUUGGCCAUGCCGGUUCGCGGCAAGCCGGUGGAUCGUACUUUGUUCGCCGCGACUCACGCAGCGGAACUUUUCCUCUUCGCCCACCGCUCCACGCCGAGAUGCAAAACCUUCAGAAGACAUCUCUCGAUUUAAAGCUUUCGUGACUGCAGGGAUUCAUCUUCUUGGUUCUUUCGGUAAAGUCACGUAGAAGGGAAAUAAUAAAAUAAUAAAAAUAUAACAUAAUACAAUUAUUUUAAUACAUAAUAUUUAAAAAACAUAAUUAAAUUAUUUGAUUAUGUUUUAUUUUUAUUAUUUUAUUAUUUCCCUUCUACGUGACUUUACCGAAAGAACCAAGAAGAAGACAUCUCUCUUCCGCCGGCAGAGACAAUUUAUUUUUGGUCCAAACUUUCGGAGCCUUUACCAAAGGGCGCUUUACCGGCGUGUAAAGAGUGGUCAAAUAGCCCUCACGACCGACAUCCCACACGGGGAGGUGUCCUCGCCCAUGAUCUAUCGCUACGUGUUGCAGAUUUGGAAUGAAUCGCUAAUUGUGCGAUUACUGGAGUGGCGUCAAGAGACGAUCGCGCAUCCUUCCAAAAGCCAGUCAGCACAGCGUCAAAAAGUGUUAAAACAACCGUACCUCCGAUGCGGCCAAAUACAAGAGGCUUGUUGUGUCAAUUGAGCACCUAGAGCAGGGCCGGUUGGGAACGCUACCUCCUGCGGCAGUUGAGCCACACUGACAUCUGUGCGUACAAUACCCCUUAACUGUGUUUUAUUAUUUUCACCGACAAGUUGUUGGUAUAGGGUGACAAAACAUUUUGAGCUGUGUCAGCGCCGUUAACGCGGCCGCAAAUGUAUGUCAAGUGCGUCAGCAGCGUCUUGUAACCUCUUGUAAAUAUUAUUUUGACGAUAUGCCGCAUUCGAGUACCCGUGCCCUGUCGAGAACGUGUGGCUUUAUCACAAUUGGUGUUUGUACAUUUGAAACAUGCUGUAUCGGUAAACGCGAAAACCACGGGUUUAAUUUACAAAAAAGGUUCAUAAUAUAUACAUUAUCCAAAAAAAUACGGAUAUUAAUAUUUCCUGUACAUAUAUUUGUGUUUCUAAUGUAUAAAGAUGCAUGGUUUUUUUUG
This is a messenger RNA of Lethenteron reissneri (Far Eastern brook lamprey), 8177 nucleotides long. Its product is annotated as neuronal cell adhesion molecule-like. Gene Ontology annotation, cellular component: plasma membrane; axon. Gene Ontology annotation, molecular function: cell-cell adhesion mediator activity. The record is from RefSeq and is a predicted model, not a curated record. Lineage: Eukaryota; Metazoa; Chordata; Hyperoartia; Petromyzontiformes; Petromyzontidae. Gene Ontology annotation, biological process: cell-cell adhesion; brain development; axon guidance.